AUGAUGCACGCCAAAUACUCCCCCACAAGCGCCUUGCUAGAUUUUGACAGAGAGGUUCACACUCCCUCGAUGGUUUCCGACGAGAGUUUGUUGAUCAGCUCGGAACGUUUCUCACCCUUGCCCGACAUGUCUGCCAUGCGAGCUGCGCAUUGGAGAGCUAAGGACAUGGAUGCCCCCGUGCCUGACAGCACGUGUGGCCCGUUGGGCCUGGCGGAGAUCCCAGCCAGCUCGUCGACCACUGCAGCUGUGGUCCAACCGCCGCUGGGCUAUGCGAAGGCCCCUCAGGACGUGAGGUCUUUCUUGGCACCAGAAACCUACUUAUCAGACCGAGAUUCGCCCGUCAGCGAUGCCGUAGGAUCUCUUUGCGCUUGGUCCAGUGCUUCCGGUACGGAAAUGAUGAGACCGUUGUCUACUUCAUCCAUUGACCCAGCUAUCGCUUCCACCACGGCUUCGCCCUUCAUGCAGCCCUACUAUACGUAUGGGUCUUCCCAAUCAUCGAUGCAACCACCUAUUCAAAGUGUCUCUGGUUAUACUCCCCAGCAGAUCGACAAAUGGUGCAUGGAGAGUGACCCAACCGGCGGGCUUUACCAGACAAACCCUCCUUACCCAGCAAUCAGCCCCCUCGCCUUCCCUUCGACAGAACUACCUCAAUCAUGCUAUCUAGCCUUCGCUGAAAACAUGACCACCACCACCGAGCAACAAUGGCUCUCUCCUCUCCCCGCAAGCUUCCCAACAGGCCCAUCCUCCACCUCCUCCAACACAGCCCACACCCGCGAUAGCAGCUUCCUCUCCCCAUCUCUCGACUCUUGCUCCGGAUUAAGCACCUCCCCAGCACCCACCAUCCUCUCCGACUUUGAACCCUCCUCUUCCCACCAACCAUCCACCACCCCCUUCCCCGCCACCGACCUCUCCCGCUAUGGCAUCCCCGCCGGCGAUGGGGUCUGGAGAUGCGCCCACCCAGGCUGUACUUCGCAGGCCCUCUUCCGACGAGGCUGUGAUCUGCGCAAGCACUUCAAUCGCCACCGCAAGCAUCUGUUCUGCCGGCACGAGGGUUGCGCGCAGUCCAAGCAGGGCGGGUUCUCGAGUAAGAAGGACCGUGCUCGCCAUGAGGCGAAGCAUAACCCGGGCAUUGUUUGUGAAUGGGACGGGUGCGGGCGGGUCUUCAGCCGGGUGGAUAAUAUGAAAGAUCAUGUGCGGCGGAUUCAUCGGCGUGGGGGAAGUCGCUGA
Messenger RNA from Penicillium daleae, 1227 nucleotides. RefSeq names its product putative C2H2 transcription factor. Gene Ontology annotation, biological process: regulation of transcription by RNA polymerase II. Lineage: Eukaryota; Fungi; Ascomycota; Eurotiomycetes; Eurotiales; Aspergillaceae. The coding region runs from base 1 to 1227 and encodes 408 amino acids. Gene Ontology annotation, molecular function: DNA-binding transcription factor activity, RNA polymerase II-specific; RNA polymerase II cis-regulatory region sequence-specific DNA binding. The record is from RefSeq and is a predicted model, not a curated record. Gene Ontology annotation, cellular component: nucleus. The transcript has a single exon.